Asparagus officinalis (garden asparagus) is the source of this 342-nucleotide messenger RNA. RefSeq lists its product as uncharacterized. The record is from RefSeq and is a predicted model, not a curated record. Bases 22 to 342 code for a protein of 106 amino acids. The transcript is spliced from 4 exons. NCBI's taxonomy places the organism in Eukaryota, Viridiplantae, Streptophyta, Magnoliopsida, Asparagales, Asparagaceae.
UGUGAUAAUUUGAUAGUUUGUAUGGACACGCCAACAAUUCUCUCACGUGAUACAACAAUGGUUGAAGAUGAGAACAAAUAUAUAGCCCUUGACCUUGACGGCGAUGACUAUGGUUUACUAUCUACGACAAGUUUUUUCUCUCAGGCAUCCGAGCAUGAGCAGAAUGUUGAUGAGCCUAUUGGCGUUGAAAAUGGUGAAGAUAAGCCUAUUGCCACGAAGGGACGACCAACACAAGCUACCAGAAUUAAGUCCGGAAUUGAGAUAGCACAAGAAAAGAGUAUAAAAAACAAAGAUUUUGUGGAUUUUAUGAAAAAUGUUACAGGUGGUGAUCGAGAAAGGUAA